AUGAUUACUGAACAGAGCAAUAUGUUCAUCAAUAACAGUGCAAGGUAUUUACUCAAGAAAAAGGUAGAUGAGUUAUUUCUUGAGGACUUUGGCAAGAAAGCUGAGGAUUUAUUUCUGAAAUUGGAUCGCAACCCCAUAGCUGCUGCAAGUCUGGCACAGGUACACAGAGCAGUCACCCAUGAUGGAAGAGAGGUGGCUGUGAAGAUUCAGUACAUUGACCUUCUGGACAGAUAUGAUGGAGAUCUGUGGACAUUAAAACGUUUACUUCAAGUGAUUGCAUGGAUGCAUCCUUCUUUUGCAUUUGCUUGGGUUCUAGAUGUAAGUUCUGAGGGUGAUCAUCGAAAACUUCUAACAACUUACAACUAA
Molecule: messenger RNA, 366 nt
Organism: Stylophora pistillata
Lineage: Eukaryota; Metazoa; Cnidaria; Anthozoa; Scleractinia; Pocilloporidae
Product: putative aarF domain-containing protein kinase 5
Source: RefSeq, a predicted model, not a curated record